Sciurus carolinensis (gray squirrel) is the source of this 954-nucleotide messenger RNA. RefSeq names its product olfactory receptor 8B12-like. The record is from RefSeq and is a predicted model, not a curated record. The transcript is spliced from 2 exons. Gene Ontology annotation, cellular component: membrane. NCBI's taxonomy places the organism in Eukaryota, Metazoa, Chordata, Mammalia, Rodentia, Sciuridae. The coding region runs from base 1 to 954 and encodes 317 amino acids. Gene Ontology annotation, biological process: sensory perception of smell; G protein-coupled receptor signaling pathway. Gene Ontology annotation, molecular function: G protein-coupled receptor activity; odorant binding; olfactory receptor activity.
AUGUCAAUAGUAAAAAGAAUGGCUGCAGAGAACUCCUCUUAUGUGACAGAGUUCAUCCUUGCAGGUUUAACAGACCAGCCGGGACUCCGGAUCCCUCUCUUCUUCCUGUUUCUCGGUUUUUACGUGGUCACUGUGGUAGGGAACUUGGGCUUGAUAAUGCUGAUUGGGCUAAACUCACACCUGCAUAUUCCCAUGUACUUUUUUCUCCUAAACUUGUCUUUUAUUGAUUUCAGUUACUCCACCACUCUCACUCCUAAAAUGCUGGUAGGUUUUGUGUCAAAGAAGAACACUAUUUCCUAUGCAGGGUGUAUGACUCAAUUUUUUUUCUUCUGUUUCUUUGUCUUUUCUGAAUCCUACAUCCUAUCAGCAAUGGCUUAUGACCGCUAUGUUGCCAUCUGUAAACCACUGCUGUACACAGUCACCAUGUCUCCCCAGGUGUGUUUACUCCUUUUGUGGGGUGUUUAUGGGAUGGGAGUUUUUGGGGCUGUGGCCCACAUGGGAAACUUAAUGUUUAUGACCUUUUGUUCAGAUAACCUCAUCAAUCACUACAUGUGUGACAUUAUUCCUCUCCUUGAGCUGUCCUGCAAUAACUCUUAUGUGCAUUUGCUGGUAGUCUUCAUUAUUGUAACCAUUGGCAUUGGGGUGCCCAUUGUUACCAUUUUUAUAUCUUAUGGUUUCAUUCUUUCCAGCAUUUUCCACAUUAGUUCCACUGAGGGCAGAUCAAAAGCCUUUAGUACCUGCAGUUCCCAUAUUAUUGUGGUAUCUCUUUUCUUUGGGUCAGGAGCUUUUAUGUACCUCAAACCACCUUCCAUUUUGCCCCUGGACCAGGGAAAGGUGUCCUCCAUUUUCUACACUGCUGUGGUACCCAUGUUCAAUCCAUUAAUCUACAGUUUGAGGAAUAAGGAUGUCAAAAUUGCCCUGAAAAAAACCUUGAGCAGAAAAAUCUUCUCUUAA